Cotesia glomerata is the source of this 869-nucleotide messenger RNA. RefSeq lists its product as uncharacterized. The transcript has 3 exons. The record is from RefSeq and is a predicted model, not a curated record. Bases 147 to 869 code for a protein of 240 amino acids. Lineage: Eukaryota; Metazoa; Arthropoda; Insecta; Hymenoptera; Braconidae.
UCCAUAUCACCGAUUAUUAAAUCAAACAACAUUGCGAUAUUGAAAGCGUUUGAUAGCAUUAAAGAUUUUAACGAGUUUUCUUUUGUUCGUAUAGAACGCUUAUUGCUACUUAGUUAAUAAUUUAUGGUAUCACAAGUUUAGUUACUAUGCCAAGAGUGUUACUCUAUUUUUUAUCAAUAUUUGCCAUCAGUAUUAUCAUAAUACCUGUGACAAGUUUAUAUUUUGAGAAUAGUGUAAAUAGAAAUUACUUUCAAAGUACCCGCCGUAUGCUGUUCAACAUUAGCACUGAUAUGAUGGGAUUUAGAAACGACAAAAAUUGGUUUGUAGCUGUAAAAAAAAAAUUGGAGAACGCUACAAAAGAAAUUGUCGAGUUACCUAUACAUAUGUUCAUGAAGAAAAAAGUGUCAGCUCCGAACACAUUUUUCUAUAAAAAUCAGCUCGAUGAAACACUUCAUUCAUUUUUCAUUUAUACUGACCGAAUCAGAGGAAUGUAUCAACAUUACAAAGAAUAUUCGGAAUUUGGAUUAGUCGACAAAACUUAUCAUGAAACUGUGAUGAAAGAAUUUAUAAAUGUUGUUGUUUCUCAUCGGGCAGGCGGUCUUACUGAUACUAUGGAACAAAUUUACAGAUUAUUCGUACCAUCCCAGAUUAAUCCUCAUACGUAUAAGCCCAUUCGUCUUGGACUUUUCGACCUUUUAGUUCUGCGACAAAAGAGCAGUCAUCCUACGGAACUUUGUCAUAUUGAAGAUUCAUUUUUCCACCAAAUAAAUGAGAUUUACGCUAUUCUUUGCCACGUUGAAAUUUUAACUUACAUAAUGUUCAUUUUUUCUUAUGUUUUACUAGCAGAGGAAUAUGAAGAUCUUAGAUAA